Messenger RNA from Phyllotreta striolata, 6003 nucleotides. NCBI's taxonomy places the organism in Eukaryota, Metazoa, Arthropoda, Insecta, Coleoptera, Chrysomelidae. The record is from the annotation of a GenBank genome assembly.
CCAGUAUCGACCGGCUGUCGAGUUACAGUUUUCGAGAAAUACAAAUCGAAAUUCGGGCCGUCUAAAAGUCGAAAGUGAGCACGGCACGGGGCACGGGGUGCCUAAUCGAAGAUCGAACCGAAAAUCGAGCAUGCGAAUCGACUAGCCUGCUGACACCUAGUGACGAUCCCACAAUGGUGGCAAACAACGUCGGGGAUGAUUUCGCGUUACCGUCGACGUCGUCCUCGUUGUCGUCCUCGGUGGAUUUGCCGCCCUCUCGGCGUUCCUAAAUCGAAACGGCACCGCAAAGGGAGCGACGACGACGACGACCAGGCGAAUUGUCGGCCAGUGUUUGUGCGUCGUUACCUUACCCGUUGGAGGCGGCGACGGAGACAGCGAUAGCGACUAUAAACACGUUUUAAAAGUCCCGACCGCAACCGCCUCCCGAGACUCGAAGUCAAGUGUCAGUGAUUUUGUUGUUUUUUUUUUUGUUUUUUUGGAAGUUUCCGUUGUCGGUGUUUACGUACGUCCGAUCCGGUUCCAGGAUAUCUCUCAAGUCUAUCUCUCUGUCCGUACCUCUACCUUGAUGCGGAAAGUCGGCAUGGCUGGUAGUGACACCUUCACUUCGGUGACGUCCUUAUGAUGGAAAAUAUUGGAAAAAUGAUAGAACAGCAAGCAUUAGGUGAACAAACGGUCGAUUCUCCAGAUAGUAGCGCGCAUGCGGUAAUCGCCGGUGGCAUGGAGACGCAGGUUGUCCGUAUGAGGCUCGUGUCACGCGCCGUGGUCGAAAGACGUCUCGUCAAACAAGAAGAGGCUGAUGGCCCUCUUUCCGUUAUUGUGCAACCUCAAGAAGAAUCCAGGGACUCGGAGUUACUCAGUCCCGAGAAACUCAGCCCGGGAUCCGUCACCGUGGCUAAUAUGAUAGACAACAAUGAUUACCGCACCUUGAAUCCCGAACCAACGUACCAGACUCUAACCUCGGUGAACGGCAGGAUGUCGCCUCCGGUUUACAGCCCGAGUUCCUCUUAUGCCACGCUAACGCCGUUGCAACCUCUGCCGCCCAUAUCGACGAUGUCCGACAAGUUCGCGUACGGUCACGCCAGCAAUGUCAGCGGCUCCUUCACGGUGAUGCAAAACAAUUUGGGUCUAGGAGUCAAUGCUACCACACCUUAUACGAUGACGAACAUGGGCAUGACUCCGCCGCACAAUUACUCUUCGCCCGGUAUAGGUAUGCAACAACAAUCGAGUCCAAUCAGUCCUCAAAGUACGUACAGCCAAAACGGCCUGCCAUCGCCGCAGAAAAGCAUGUCACCUCCUAGUUACGAUUCACCUUACGGCAACCAACGUGAUAUGGUACCGCGGUUGCACAGCCCACAGUUAAGUCCGCCCUCUGCCUCGUUGAACUCACCUGACGGUACACUCGUCACCAAUUUUAGUUCUACUACUUUAAAUGGACUAGGUUUACAAAAUCACCCGCCUACCUUAGUGCAGAUAGCGCCUCAGCAAAGAGACUGUUCCCCAUCACCUCCUGUGGUUACGUUACAAAGUGGUCCUGCGGUUUCUGUUAGUCAACAACAACAACAACAGCAACAGCAGCAGUCGAUGCAGAUCACCACGAAAACUUCUAGUCCCGGAUCGCUCAGUGUUCCUGCAAUUGCAGCGGACGUCGAAGAGAUCAACACUAAAGAACUCGCUCAGAGGAUAAGUGCUGAACUGAAACGGUAUAGCAUCCCGCAAGCUAUAUUUGCCCAAAGGGUGCUGUGCAGGUCUCAAGGAACCCUCUCCGAUCUUCUGAGGAAUCCCAAACCUUGGUCCAAACUGAAAUCAGGCAGAGAAACGUUCAGGAGAAUGUGGAAAUGGUUGCAGGAGCCGGAAUUUCAAAGAAUGUCCGCUCUCAGGCUUGCAGCUGCGCAGAUACCUCAACGAGGCAGUUGCAAACGGAAAGAAGACCCGACCACGAAUCAAGAACCACUCCCUACCCCCAAGAAGCCGAGAUUAGUUUUUACAGACCUCCAACGGCGUACACUCCAAGCUAUUUUUAAGGAAACGAAGAGGCCAUCGAAAGAAAUGCAAGUGACAAUAGCGAGGCAGUUGGGACUCGAGCCGACGACGGUGGGCAACUUUUUUAUGAACGCCCGAAGGAGAUCGAUGGACAAGUGGAAAGACGAGGAUCCGAAGACGUCGCAGGGCCACCUCCACCAGCAAAUGUCGCCCGGCAUGGAUGACGAUUUAGAUCAGGACGGAGACAUGGACAAUGAUAUGGACGAUCACGAUGAUGUCUUGUGACAUGCAUUACGAGAUCGACAGUUGUUAUUGCUGUGACACUUUGUUUAAGUGUAGCGUUGUCUAGGACAAUUAGCAUAGUGUAGAUUCACCAAUUGUGUAUUUGACCUACAAGUUCUUUAUUUCCUUUCCGUUUUUGGUUUUCUUUGCGGCGAAAUGAGAAACUUCAACAAGACAAUCCAUGUAAUUGUAAAAACGUACCAAUUGAAUUAUUUUCGUAUGUGCGAGCUCGCCGGUGUAUUCUACAAACAGAUUUUGCUUCAAAAGCAAACAUUUUCUAAUACAGUACAACUGUGAUAUUUACUAUAAAAAUAUUGUUUAAGAAAAUUUACGCGAAGAUAUUUAAGAAAUACAGUUCGUUUCGAUAACGACGCUCUCAAUUUAUAUUAUUAAAGUAAGAUUCUUUUUAAAUAAAAAGCUAUUUCAACUGCAUGUAGAAUAAGUUUCCGCACGAUCUGAUAAUCUCCAAUAAAUUGAUUUUUUAAUGAUAGAAUUCAAUGCAAACUUUAUUUAGAUUAUAAUUAUAAUAGAGAAUGUUUGUAAUAAUAUGUAAGUAAUCAGAAUACUCAGCUAAUCAGUGUAGAAUAUACCAGAAAGUUAGCAUAUACCUAAUAGUCGAAUAAUAAAUGUUAGUAUUGGAGACAAUGUUAAAAAUGUAGUCGUAACUUAACUUAAUUUUUGAUAAAAAAAUCAUUGCAUUACCAUCACAAACCACACAUUCCUGAAUCUAGUGUUCUUCACUCACAAAUUUAGUAUAAAUUUUUGAAAAAAAGUGCGCUUCCGAUUAUUUAUUUUUACGGAUUUUGUAUGCGUGCCUUAAUUUUAUGUUUUUAAUUGAUUUCCAUACCUCUUUACAUUCCUUUUGGUAUUAUUGUUUUAUUAUAAUUUGUGGUUAGAAAUUACAUCUUCAACAAUCAUAAUGCCUACUAAUAAUUUAAAAUAUUUUAAUGGCAAAACUGAAAGUUUUACGAAGGAUAAUAUUGUUUAUUUUAUGUGCUAAAGCAAACUGUUUGUUGGUGAUUUGAGUUUAUUUUUUGUUUAUUUUAAGAGACAAUCUACCUACUUUUGUAUGAUUUUGCACGUUUUAUUAUUUAUUUUAACCUUAUAGGUAUUACCAUUUCUUUUGAGAAUAAGAGGACUGAGACUUAUUUUUUAGGAUUUGCAGUGGGUGAAGUCCAAAUUAAAUUAUAUUAAUAGAUACGGUGAUUUUUUGUUAUCUAGUCAAACUGUAUAUAAUUGUUAUAAGUUGCCCCUUUUAUUUAUUAUAUUUAUUGAAAAAAAUUAUGAUAAAAUUAAGAAAGCUUAGGUUUAUAAAAUUUAGUAACGUUAAGUUAUAGAUUUAAAUAUUAAUUAACACCUAUAUUUUCAAUCACUCAUACGAAUUGAAUCAUUGAGUUCAUACCAGCUAAUUUAUUUGUUAUUGGAGAUUGAUAAUAUCGUUUGUUAAUUUACCAUAAACACGACCUGAUUAGUCAAAGUGUUUUAUUUCUACAGGUCAAAUACGAAUAAUGAAAUUUCUACACAAAAAUUGUAAAAUAUUAAUACGCUAUAUUUUGGUAAAAAUCUAAAGUUUAUAUUUUAGCACAAAUAAAAUGGUCUGUAUAUAAAUAUGGAUAGAUGAUGUACAAAAUAGCAUUUCAAUUUUUUGUGAAAAGUAGAGUGACAAUUAUUUCCCAUUUGCCACAGUAUGAAAGAUACUUUUUAUUUCGUUUAACUGUCUACCUUGUAAUAACAGUAACUACUACAGGAAUGAUGUUAGACCUUAAAAAUAUUAUGUCUAGUAAAUUACAAAUGAUUUGGAUAAUUCUUUAGGAAAUCUUUUAAUGUGUUAAAUAUUUUAAAAACAAAUUGUGCCGUUUCACUCUGUUACAAUUUAGGUCUAUUUUAACAACUCGUCUUUUAUAUUAAAUAUUAUAAAAAUGUCUCAAUCUAAAUCAAUCGCUUUUUGCAAUAUAUGUUUAUUUAAUCUGAAACAAAUGAUGCUUAUAUUUUUAUGUUUUCUGGAAACAGAACAAUUUGUCAAUAUUUUACUAUAAUGAGCUUAUCAAUUUUUAUAUAAUUUAGAUGCAGAUUUGUUUUAUCAAAUCCUCAAGUGCUAAACAAAAUUUUUCUUGCUCGAAGAAUUUUUAAAGAAAUUAAUUCUCCGGUUGGGCGUUAAAAAAUCCCCUAGAUAUCAAAUGAAUGUUGUUAUUUCGAUUUUCUGUGUACGAAUUUGAAAAAGAAAACCCUUAAUUUAUCCAAAUUUUUGUAAUGUCGCAUUAUCAUUUAUAUUUCUAGAUAUUGAAAUAAGCAACAACAAUAAUACUGUUAAAGAAUUUGUAAAUAGUGCGAGACAAGAAAUUACCUAUUAUUGUUGGGAUCACUUUUGCUAUAGAUCAUUGAAGAAGGUCAUAUUCAAAUCAUAGAACUUGGUUCAUUUUUAUAUAAAAUUUAUAUGUAAACUAUUGUAAGCAUAGCUCCCUUUUUGUUACUUUGUGUGAUAAUAUAAUUUUAAAAUAAUUAAAAAAAAACACCAUUCGUGGAAAAUGAUCCACGGUAUGCCUUAAGAUGUUUACUAAAUGCAUCGGUUUUUCUGCCUCUACUGAAUUUUAUGGGUUAUUUUGCAAAGGGUUUAAUCAAAAUGUUUACACUAUCAUUGUACCAAUUGUAUUACCAAUCAAAAACAGUUUAAUAAAAAAACGGGAGUAAUUCACAGUUUUUGUUACGAUACAAAUAUUUGUAUGCAUGGGUAAAAAAUCUGAUGCAUUUAGUCGUUGUAUAAAUCUAGUCAGCACGCCAUUUUUUUCUGUUUUUUUUAUGUAUUUUCCCGUUAUUAGUCUACAUUUCAACGAAAUAAACUCUACAAUUCGCCAUUAUUUUUAUUGCUUAUAAAUUAGAAUUAAUAUUUUUAUAACUAAUAAUUGUUUUGUAAAUUUCAUCGAUCUCUAAAGAGUUUAUUGAGUUGAUUGGGAGAUAAUAUUGUAUUAAUACUCUAGUAGUGAUUCAGGGGUUAGUAAUUUUCCGUUUAUCCGCUCAAACGAAUCAGAUUUGGCCAGAUUUUUCGAGUUCUUUUGGCAUAUGUUUUCGAAUUGAUAAGUUUCUGCACGAUUAGCACUUAAACAAUUUUUUACUUCAGCAAGUACGAAUUAUUAGUAAGAUCCGAUGGAUUUGGGCCCAUUUUUAAACUGUUUUCAAAUACACUCAAGUGGACUUUUAAAUACUUGAACCCAACUGAAGUGGUCGCUAGAUGUACAUAAUUUUUAUAAAUAAUUGAUAAUUAAAAAUUAUUCUUUUACAGUAAAAAUUGUUCAUUGUGCACUUCGUUUAUUGUAUAAUCAAUGUAAUUGAUCGAAGGGUAUUUUCAGAAAGGCAUUCCCAAUCCCAGCAACUAAAAGUAUUUUCUAAAUUUUUAAUUUUAUACGAAUGUUCUCGACGCUUUAGGUAUUGGGCGAUUUCUUUCCAAAAAUAUUGUGAAUAUUUUUGAAGAAUCUGAGAAUAUCCUGUAAAUAACUGGAUGCUUCAUAGAUUUCAAUGUUAUUUUUAAAUGGAAUUGAAAACAUUUUAAAAGGCAAAAAUCUGUUUAAAUGACGUUUUAAAAAUCUGUUACAAACAUAAAAAUUUCUUAAUUACCUUGCGAUAUAAUUUUAGUGCAAUAGAUGAAAAGUGUAAAAAUGGCAAUACCAUAUCCCUUCAGUGUACGUUCGUGAUUUUCACGGAGGUACACUUCUGUAGAAAUAUAGCGUUGAUUAAAGAAAUAUUGAA